This is a messenger RNA of Ascoidea rubescens DSM 1968, 951 nucleotides long. It is a transcript of the gene PDR16, whose product is annotated as phosphatidylinositol transporter. The record is from RefSeq and is a predicted model, not a curated record. The annotation marks the transcript as partial. Gene Ontology annotation, molecular function: phosphatidylinositol transfer activity. NCBI's taxonomy places the organism in Eukaryota, Fungi, Ascomycota, Saccharomycetes, Ascoideales, Ascoideaceae. The transcript has a single exon.
AAUAGUCAGUACCGCACUGUUGAGAUACCAAUUGAAUAUCCCUUAGCAACUCAAGUUGUCCCCCCUGAAUCUCCAUUAACCAAAGUCCAACAAUUGAAAUAUUUAAAAGUUCUUAAUCACUUGUUGACGUUAAAUGAUACAAACCAGUUUCAAAUCGAUGACAAAUCUUGGUUAACCAGAGAAUGUAUUUUAAGAUACCUCAGAGCCACCAAAUGGCUACCCAAUGACGCAAUUAAAAGAAUUAAAUCAACAAUCUCAUGGAGAAAAGAAUUUGGUAUCAGUAACCAAUUUGAUAAUCAAAAUGUUGUUAAUUUUGAUUUAUGCUCAAUUGAGAAUCAGACUGGUAAAGAAGUUAUUCUUGGUUUUGAUAAUAAUUUAAGACCCUGCUUAUACUUAAAACCUGGUAGACAAAAUACAAAGGCAAGUUUAAGACAGGUUCAACACUUGGUCUUGAUGUUGGAAAAAGUAAUUGAUUUCAUGCCUCCAGGACAAGACUCGUUAGCUUUGUUGAUUGAUUUCAAACCUUAUAAUGUUUUAUCAAAAGAGGAACAGUCCAAAUUGCCAAAGGUUCCCUCAAUUUCUAUUGGCAAACAAGUACUACAUAUUUUGCAGAACCAUUACCCAGAAAGAUUAGGCAAGGCUUUGUUGACCAAUAUGCCAUGGUAUGCCAAAACAUUUUUGAAUUUGAUCCAUCCAUUUAUAGAUCCAUUGACAAAGACCAAAUUGGUUUACAACGAGCCAUUUGUCAAUUAUGUCCCCACGGAAUUGUUGGAUAAGGAUUUUGGAGGAGAGAUUAAUUUCAUUUAUAAACACGAGGUUUAUUGGAAAAACCUAGUUGAAAUUUCCAAUAAGAAACGAUUGAAUUACAUUAACCGAUUCAAUAGAUUUGGGAGAUUCAUUGGGUUGAGUGAAUUUGAUUUAAGAGGUGAGCAUAAUAUAUUAAAGUACCCU